Molecule: messenger RNA, 1803 nt
Organism: Aspergillus nidulans FGSC A4
Lineage: Eukaryota; Fungi; Ascomycota; Eurotiomycetes; Eurotiales; Aspergillaceae
Product: protein rtfA
Exons: 4
Coding region: 1-1803 (600 amino acids)
Cellular component (GO): nucleus
Molecular function (GO): DNA binding
Source: RefSeq, a predicted model, not a curated record
AUGGCCGAUGAUCUCGACGCAGAGUUGCUCGCUUUAGCGGGUGACGACGCUUCUUCAGAUGAGGAGACUUCUCCCCCUCCUCGCAAGCAUACUUCCGCAUCUCCUGCUCAGUCGGCCUCACCACGAUCUCCGGAACCAACGUCAACCAUGGGUCGCAAAGGCAAUGCAAAGCCUGCCCGUCGCUCCCGCAAGUCGCGCAGAGAUGAUGAUGAGGAGGAAGACGGGGAAAUUUCCGCCGAUUCUCUCAACUCAGCUAGCAUGUCCGAAUCUGAGGCACCAUCUGACUCCGAAAGUUCGGAUGCGGGUGUUGAAGAUGAGGGACCAAUCUAUCCAUACGAAAAACUGUACCAUUCCGCGCAGGACAAGCAGGAAAUUAUGGCCUUGCCUGAGAUUCAGAGGGAGCAGAUUCUGUCUGAGCGUGCGCAAGAGGUAGAUCGACACAACCAGGAUCUCGCCCUUCGACGCCUUCUAGCUUCCCGGGAGCGAGAGGAGGCCCGCAAAGCAAAGAAGAACAAGCGCAAGGCUAGCGCUGCAAAUUUAGAUGAAGGCAGUCGCAAGAGUUCUCGGCAAAAGACUACGCUCGGUGGUCGCAAGGUUGGCGAGGCUUCAGAGGCUAUUGAAGCAUACAAGAGACAGCGAGAGCAAAAGGGCAAGCGUGACGAACUGCGCCGCCGGGAUACGGCGACAAAGGACCACAAGUCAAAGUCUCGAGUAUCUGAUGAGGAUGCUGAUGGAGAGAGUGAAGUUGAAUGGGAUGAUCGCGAACGUUCACCUACUCCUCCAAAGGAUGACCCGCCGGCUGAACUUCGAGAUAUUCAGCGAGCUCGUGUAGGCAGGACCAACUUUGCACAAGUGUGCUUCUAUCCUGGAUUCGAAGAUACUAUGGUUGGGUGCUAUGUCCGUCUUAACGUCGGACCAAAUCCUAACGGGGUAAACGAGUAUCGCCUUGCAAUGAUAACAGAGAUCAAAGAAGGAAAGAAAUACGCUCUGGAGGGAGCCAACGGCCGGACAUUCACGACAGACCAGUAUGCUGUUCUCGCCCAUGGCAAAACCACACGCGCGUUUCCUUUCGUUGCUUGCUCCGACUCCCCGUUCACCGAGGCGGAAUUCAACCGAUGGCGACAGGUAAUGGCAGUUGAGGAUUGCAAAAUGCCCACGAAAUCCCAGCUUGCUAAAAAAGUUAUGGACAUCAACCGUCUGAUCAACCAUCAGUUCACCCCCGAAGAACUGAAUGAGAAAUUGCGUAAGCAAGGGUUGCUAGAUACCAAGACAACAUUUUUCAAACGAGUCGACAUAGAGAAGAAGCUCAAAAUUGCCCAAGAACUCGGUGAUGACGAUGAAGUUGGGAGACUUCAAGUCGAGCUCGCAAAUCUUGGCUCCAGCGCCAAACCCCGUACCGAAAAGAAGCUUACUGAGCAUGAGCGCCUGGCCCAAUUGAACCUACGGAACCAAAAACUUAAUUAUGAGAACGUCCGUCGUGCGCAGAUAGAGGAGCGAAAGGCUAGUCGGAAAGCCGCCGCCGCCGCAGCGCGCGGAGAAGGGUCCUUGAACCCUUUCUUGCGCGUCAAGACUCGAGCAAAGACUCACUACGAUGCCAACGAGUCGACGCCCAAAUCUGAGAAUGGAAGCCCCAGCGUAACCCCUGCUUCGAGUACACCAAACCCAAGCACGCCCGCCCGGAGCAGCACUCCGUCCAAUUCACAAAAUAAGCAAUCCAAGGGAGGUGGCGGAAAGAUUCGUCAUCGGAAUAUGGACGACGAGAACAUUGCCGCCCUGGAUCUGGACAUCGAUAUUGAAAUUUAG